AUGACUUCCUUACCAAAUGCUCAUAUACUUAGCAUUUAUAUUCUCCUUAUUGUAUUCUUUUAUGAUAAUACAAAUGGAUUUAAUGCCGAAGAAGACAGACUUCGAUACAGUUUUUUAAAACUCCUUCCACUAUUAUUUUUGGCCUUUGCUGUUCAUUUUGGAAAUGUCUCUAGUCAAUUAAAAAUAAAAGAAGACGAGAAUAAUUUAAUUACAACAGCAAAAAUAUCAGAUAAAUUUUCAAAUAAAAAACAUUUUUUGUCUGCCGCACUUUUUUCCGCAGCCCUUGGUGAUUUUCUAAUUAGUGCUUUACCUAAUCCUCAUUUGGCAUUUUCUGUUGGGGCUAUAGCUUUUGGGUUUUGUCACAUUUUUUAUAUGGUAAAUAUUUUAAUUUUUAUUUGGAAAGAUUGAGGAAAUUGAGCCCUUUGAAUAGAAAAUUGUUAAGAUUUAUGUUAAUACCCCCUGUUA
This is a messenger RNA of Meloidogyne enterolobii, 465 nucleotides long. The record is from the annotation of a GenBank genome assembly. Lineage: Eukaryota; Metazoa; Nematoda; Chromadorea; Rhabditida; Meloidogynidae.